UUCGAUCGAAUAAAAUGUUUAGUUUCAAAAAAUUAUUUUUGGCGAAAUUCCUGCAUAGCUAAGACGAAUUUUUGUUCUUGUCACAAUAUCUAUUCGCUUUGCUCGCUAGGGGCCCUCCAAAUCGUCGUCAGCCUCCUUACGAUUUUACAUACUUCGUUUAUAGGUUUUUAUCGCCGUAACUUUUGUUAGAGUAAGAAAUUUGAACGCAUCAUACUUUUUGCAUUUCCAAUUGUUGAUGAAAGAUAUCGAAUGAAAAAAACCAAAAGUCUCUAGUAGGACGGGAAAUUCCCAAACAUUCUGACGACUAAGCGAGCGAAUGAGUCAGUCAGUGUUUGGUUAUAUAGUAUAUCGAUGAAUGAUCCCGUAUUGCAAGCAAAACGAUAGUAGCGCUGUACGGUGAAUGAAGUUUACAGAACUUUUAUGCUUUGUUAGAGUAUCCCAGCCAUUGUCACAGGUAUUUUCGAACCUGACUUACAUUAUACGUACAUACGAAUAUAAAAUAUACGUGUCGCGUGUACAUAAUGCAUAUGCAGAUUAUGAUCGUGUUUUAUACAAGUACGUAUUUACGGUUGUGAUACGGAGUAAACAUGACGGAAAUUAGAAACGACACUUGUAGUAGCGAUGGAAACGAAACAAUUGCACGGGGGCGGUAGGGUCGUGUAGGAGUUAAAGGGAAGGGAAAGGAUGCGUUCGAAGAAACGUAGAGUGCGCGGAAGAAAAUGUAUAAUCUUGCUUUACAUAACCUAUACUAUUGGGAUUCGAUUUAUUGCGAGUUUGGUGGGUUCGAUGCGUUUUCUAAACAUCCACGGAUCUGUCUGGAAUAAUGACUGAAGACGCAUCGGUUCGAUAGAAAAAAGAGUGAUGUUUACCAACUAAGAAACAGUUAUAGUUGGUUUCAUUGAAAAAGUUGGUGCACUUAUACGACUUUAUGCAACGCUUUUCGAGAAACGAGCGACCGAAAGACCAAAGUACAAUGAAAUAGUUAUGUUGCCUUCGACCGGUUACUUUAAAGCUAUCAAUUGUCCGUUUUACGAAAGUGGAACGUGCGAUAGACCUUACUGUCAUUUCAAGCAUUCGAAACGAGAAGAUGUUGGGGUUACCGCGGAAACAUCCGAGGCGGUGGAAAGCGGUACUGCGGGUCAAGUUCAGGAAUCAAAAUCUUGUACGAUGGUAUCAUCCGGUUCGGACGUUUUGCAAAAAUUAGUAACGGAAGCUGUUAAAAAGGUUCUCGCUAAUCAAGAUGCGACGAACGGUGACAAGUUUUCCUGUCAGAAUGUCGUUUCUCAGGUAGUGGAAGGUCUAACGCCGACAUUAACAUCCGGAUCAUCCGAUACUUUGGAUACCGUGGCGACGAAUACAACGGAGAAGAGGGUAGAUCCGUCAACGUCGCUCACUAAACCGGUUCCAUGCGUUUAUAAUCCCACGCCCAUCGCGGAGUUGAAGAAGCGACAUAUACCGAUAGUGUCCUAUAUGCCUACCAGGGAAAGCAGAGUAGCGGUAAAACGUAAAUGUUCUCCGGAUGGAACGAAACCAUGGCUAGCCAGAGGUUGCGAAGCAGUGGAACCACCUCGAACUGGUGAAAUUAAAUAUAAACCUACCGUGAUAACCAACUCUGAAAUUCGAGAUGCAACGCACAGUUACGUACCUACGUACAAAUCAGAGUCAGCUUCUACGUAUUUCUAUAACGAUGAGAGUUCGAAUGACUAUCUGUUUAAACUUAGGGAACCGUAUUAUCCAAAGUGUAAAAAAAGGAGGGAGGAGUAUGUUCCGAAGAAAGUGAAAGCUCCGUUAAAAACUUCUGAUGGAUCGAACAAAUCUGCAUUGGAUACAUUUGAAGGAAGCUUCGAUACAAUGGGCGAAGCAUCGGUACAUCCCAAAUCUAUUUCCACGAUUCCAUCUAGCGAGUCGUUUCAAUAUCCUCGUUUAGACGUGGAGCCAAAGUUUUCUGACGAUGACGACGUCGACAACGACGACGAGGAUGGCGGUGAUUUUGGCGGCGGCGAAGAUAAAGACGAGGCCGAUGAUGAGAACGAAGGCAAAGAAGAAGAUAAUGACGGUAACGAUCGAAAAGUAAAUAAAAUUGUUUCAGAAAAUGCUGAUCGUAUACCGGUAGAAGGGAAUGAAGUUUAUGGUAACGUUAGGAGACUCGAACGUUUAAAUAAGGGACACGAUGCGGUGGUAGAUACGUGGCCGAAAAUAAACGUUGUAAAGGAACGUGACGGUGAUGACGACAAGAGGAACUGUAACGGGAAAAUAUCGAGAAACAGUAAUGUUUCGAAACAAGAGGAAUCAUUAAGGGAAGAAAGUACGAAAUUGUUAGCGAGCGAAGGAAAAAAAGUAGCGGGAGUAAAUUCGGAUAGAGAACAUAAAAGGAGAGAUAAGUCUAAAGAAAAAAAUGUAAAGAGUCGCGAUAGUUCUCAUAAACGAUACAAAGAGAAACACGAUUCGAACGAUACGUCGCGUUCUGCGUCUCAUAGUAGAAGUAAAAGUAGGAGUCGUGCGAGACACGACAAAGAGAAAGAAUCGAAAGACGCGAAACGUGACAGGGAUAAAAGUAGGCACAAGGAUCAUAAAAAGCAUAAAAGCAAAGAGAAAGAGAGAGAAAGGGGCGAAACAAGACACAGAACUAGUAAGAGGGAUAAACGAGAAGAAGAUUAUCAGGAAUCGGGGAAACGCGACGAACGCGAAUCGAAGAAUCGUUCCGGUUCACCGAGAAGGCAGGAACGCGUCGAGAAGAGGAAUUGCGAGAGCAAUCAUUCGAAAACAAAUCGAAAAUCUGACGAUAGGACGAGUGGAAGAUUCCGCGCGCAUACGGAUCACAAGAAAAGAAAAUGUUCGACGGAUAGGUCAGCGAGCGACGACGAGGACGAGGAGAACAGCAAUAAUCGUAAUAGUAUCGUGGACGUGGACUUAACAUUUAGUACAUCCGAUUCGGAUCACGACGUACAAGAGGAGUGCCUAAAAAUAUUUCAGGAAUAUCAAGUAUCGGAACGGCCGAAAACGACAGAAGCAUCGAAAGAAUCUUCAUUGUCGAUUCACGAAAAGGAACAUAGCGAAGAGGUUGGUAGGAAAAGAGUGGCGCAUCCUUCAGCGGCUGUAUGCGUUACCAGACACACGGGGGUUAACCAGCAAGGAAAAAAAUUGAUAAAUCCACAACAGAAAAUGUACGAAAGGUGGCGUUUGAUGCGAGAAGCUCUAGUAAAAAAGACUACUUCUGCGAGUGGUGGCGUUGGUGAUGGUGGUAGUAGUUGUUGGGUUGGUGGCGGAGGAGAAGAAGGAGAAGGAGGAGGUGGUGGUGGUGAUGAAGGUACCGGUGACAAUUGCGAUAUCGAUAUCAAUGCCAGUACCGGUAUCGAUCACGAUGGCGAUCGCGAUGGCGAAGACAACGGUAGUAGUAGUAAUAGUAACGUUACCAAGGAUGUACCUCGUAAUUCCGUGGAAACAAGAAGAAAUAGAUGUAACAACGAACUCAAGCUGAACGGAGGAAAUGGUCGAGUACGAAUCGCCCAUGUGCCGUAUGGGAAAUCCUUAGCGAUAGAGGGGAAGAAAAUGAAAGAAAAAGCGAUAAAACUGACAGAAACUAAAGUGACGGAUAACCAAAAAACAGCUGCGCAGACGGCCAAGAGUGGCUUACGGAUCGCUCACGUUCCACAGGUGAUUCCACAAUUGAUACGACCCGAACCGUUACAAGUGGCUACGCAAAAGUUUCCUUUAAAUGUUCGCCAGUAUUACGUGAAUAUGAUGCACGACAUAUGCGUUUCGAUUUACACGAAUGCCGAAGAUGCGGCGCAACGCGCGGUUAAAGAAGAACACGCUUGCCACGAAAGAUGCAAAGCUUUAGCCGUUUAUAAAAAUUCUUGUAUGCUUGCCGCGCACAGAUUAAAGAAAGAAAUUGAGCAGAAUCAAUCAGCGACGGCAACGACAUCGGGUAACAGCGUAGUGUCUCACGAAGCGGUACUCGCCGGAAAAACAAAGGGUUCUUGGAGUGUCAUUAAGACGAAGAAAUGCGUGACAGACUUUAAAGGGGUAGCACUGUACGGUAUGUUGAAGAAAUGGAUAAUGACGGAACAACAACUUCGAGAUAACGGAUUUCCUCGUCCACAUCCGGAUGGUCAAAAGGGUCGUGCGAAAGUUUACGUGAUCAAUUCUCGGAAUCAGAGUGUCUUGUCGAAAGUGCCUAACGAAAGAAUUUGUUGCCGAUGCGGUCAGACUUACAUGAUCAAUAAAUACGGAUUUGCAUUGCAACCACAAAAUUGUAUAUAUCACUGGGGUAGAAAAUUCACGAUCAGAGGAGAGGGUAAAUACAGUUGCUGUCAACAGUAUGGUUCAGCGACCGGUUGUUGCGUCGCGAAGACCCACGUUUGGGAUUAUACCGAUUACGAAAAUCUUCGUGGUUACGUGAAAACUUUGUCAAAAGGUACACCGGCCGAAGAACAAGGAGUUUACGCGCUAGACUGUGAAAUGUGUUACACGACGCAAGGAUUAGAAUUGACGAGAAUAACGAUCAUCGAUGAAGAUUGCAACGUAGUGUACGAGGCGUUGGUCAAGCCUCAAAAUCCCAUAAUCGAUUACAAUACAAGGUUUUCUGGAAUAACGGAAGAAAGCAUGAAGGACGUAACAACAACAUUAUUGGACGUCCAAGCAACGAUAUUGACGAUGUUCUCGGACAAAACGAUAUUGGUGGGUCACAGUCUCGAGAGUGAUUUCAAAUCUUUGAGACUGUUACAUGACACAGUGGUCGACACGAGCGUCAUGUUUCCACACAAGAACGGAUAUCCACAAAAGAGAGCAUUGAAAAAUCUUUGUUCCGAAUAUUUGAGAAAACUCAUUCAAAAUGACGUCGGUGGACACGACAGUAAAGAAGACGCAAUGGCAUGUAUGGAGUUGAUUCUUUGGAAAGCGAAAGAAGAAGCGAAGUUGCAAUAAAACGACGCUUAACCCGAAUAACUGUUCGAUCCGACCUAAUCACGUAUUUCGUUCCAAACAUUGUACUUUACUUUACGUAUAAAGUACACGAUAUACGCGUGUCAGCAAGUUAAUUAUAGAAUCGAUUGUCAUGUAAUCAUCCGAUCGUUCGUUCGUUGGUAGAUGAUCGAAAUUAAUCGCACGCAAUUCAUACUUUUAUAAGAUUUUGUUAUUACAGUGCUUUGGAUGUUUGGAAUAGUUCGGAUGUCUCUAGCGAACAUUCGUAUCACACUCGUUGAACACAAGGGUCGAGUAAGGCGAAGGGUAUCGGCCGCAGCGCGUCUGUUUCUUUGGUUGUCUUUAAAAUUCUACAAGAUGUAAACUUAUUUUUGGAAGUUAAAACUCUUGCAAUAAAUAAACUGGACUAUUUUGUACA
Messenger RNA from Megachile rotundata (alfalfa leafcutting bee), 5341 nucleotides. RefSeq lists its product as uncharacterized. Gene Ontology annotation, molecular function: nucleic acid binding; metal ion binding; exonuclease activity. NCBI's taxonomy places the organism in Eukaryota, Metazoa, Arthropoda, Insecta, Hymenoptera, Megachilidae. The record is from RefSeq and is a predicted model, not a curated record. Gene Ontology annotation, cellular component: nucleus.